AUGAGACUAACCGAGUGCCUUUUUGUCUGCCUGACAGGCUGCAGCCUUGCCUCUGUCGUUCCUCAUGGCCAGACGGUGUUGCAUCUACCGGGGGAAAUCCCUCCGCGGAACCCUCCUAUCGUCAACCCGAUCAGAGCCCCAUAUCAGGAUCCCAAGCAGCCGACCUGGCUGCGUGUGGAGGACCUGCUGUCGCGGAUGCCGAUGCGGGAGAAGAUGGCUCAGUUGAUGCAGGGCGAGCUUGAGAAAUGGGUGGACUUUACGACGGGAGAGUUUAAUAUCAGUGGGAUGAAGGACCAUAUGUUCUAUCACUCGGGGAUGCUGCGAGUGAGCCAUCCUUUGACGACUGCCGAGAUCUCCCAUCAGGGUGCACACCUUUUGCAGGAUUGGAUCAUGAAUGAUACCAGUCUAUCGCUUCCUGCCAUCGUGCAAUGCGAGGGUCUCCACGGAUUGGGUGUUCCAAACGCCACCAUUUUUACUUCGCCCAUCGGACUCGGGGCCUCCUGGAAUCCUGAACUGGUCGAGCAAGCAGCACAAAUCAUUGGCCAAGAGGCACGAGCACUCGGCAUUACUCAAGUCUUUGCUCCGUCCGCAGACCUGGCCAGGGAUCCCAGGCAUGGUAGAGUCGAAGAAUCAAUGUCUGAGGAUCCAUACCUGGCUGGCGAGAUGGUAGCACAUUUCGUGCAAGGACUUUGGAAGAACAAGGUUGCUUCUAUCGUCAAACACCUCGUGGCAUAUGGAAACUCCGAGCAGGGGAUUAACAUGGGGCCCGUCCAUGGAGGCGAACGCGAAUUGCGUACAACCUAUCUGCCGCCAUUUCGAAAGGCCAUCGAGGCUGGGGCGUUCACGGUCAUGACCUCAUACAAUUCCUAUGACGGGAUACCAUCGGUGAUGAACAAGCAUCUACUCACCGAUAUUCUUCGCGGCGAAUGGGACUUUCAGUAUUGGACUACCACAGAUUAUGGGGCCCCGAACCGACUGUGCACGGCGUUCAAAAUGUGCCGUGACAAUCCCAUCGAUGCAGAGGCGAUUACCAUGAAGAUAUUUCCUGCUGGACAGGAUACUGAAGGUGGAGGCUCUUUUAACUUCGACUCCAUUCCCGACCUAGUCAAUGAUGGAACUCUGGAUAUCGCCAUCGUUGAUGAAGCCGUGCGACGGGUGCUGCGCGCUAAGUUUGAUAUGGGGCUGUUUGAGGACCCUUUCCCUGCUGCGGCGCCGGAAGAUUGGCCCAACCUGAUACACACUGACAAAGCGCUUGAAGUAGCCAAGCAGUUGGAUCUGGAGUCGAUUGUCUUACUCGAGAAUCACGAUAACACCCUGCCUUUGAAGGACGAUAUUGGCAGUAUUGCCGUCAUCGGGCCGUUUGCAGACACCGUCAACUAUGGCGACUAUACUAUGUCACGCCCCCGUGGGGUCACACCGCUAGACGGGAUCCGGAGCAGGGCCUCGCAGGGAGUUCAUGUCAAGCAUGCAAAAGGAUGUGAGGCAUGGAGCAAUGACGAAUCAGGCAUACAUGAGGCCACCGAACUAGCCAAAUCGUCCGACGUGGCAGUGGUAGUGGUGGGCACCUGGACGCGCUCGCUGGAAGGUCAACAAGAAGGAUUGAAUGCAACCACCGGAGAGGCAUAUGACACCAACGACCUAGGCCUCGUCGGCGCACAACGAUUGCUCGUCCAAAAAGUCGCAGAGACCGGUGUACCAACCAUUGUGGUAUUCUCCUCUGGAAAGCCAAUUGUAGAGCCGUGGAUUUCCAACGCAACUGCGGCGCUUCUCCAGCAGUUCUAUACUUCAGAGCAAGGAGGCGAGGCACUUGCAGAUGUUUUAUUUGGCAAAUACAACCCCAGCGGCAGACUGCCACUGACAUUCCCGCGCGAUGUGGGCAGCCUGCCAGUGGUGUACGACUACCUAGACUCGGGCCGUGCAGACGAUGAGCCAGGCCAUAUUAACGACGAUGGGAGCAUUGAAUUCGGACGCACGUAUGUGACGGGGACGCCGCUGCCAUGGUAUGAAUUCGGAUACGGGCAGAGCUACUCCACCUUCGAGUACUCGAAGGUCGAAGUGGAUAGGAAGCAUGUCAGGAAGACGGAUACCAUCACCGUCAGCGUGCAGAUUGAGAACACCAGUGAUCGAGACGGUGUGGAAGUCGUCCAGCUUUACGUUGCGGAUCCGGUGAGCUCGGUGGUCACGCCGAACAAGCAGCUCAGGGCUUUCCAAAAGGUUUUCAUUAAGGCCAGGGAAACGGCUACCGUGAUGUUGGACUUGAAGGUGAGAGAAAUCGGACUUUGGGACCUGGAUAUGAAGUAUGUGGUUGAACCGGGCGAGUUCGUUGCGUACGUGGGAAGAAGUGCUGGUGAUCUUAAGGGGGGAGUUUCGUUCUAUGUGGAUUAG
Messenger RNA from Aspergillus terreus NIH2624, 2385 nucleotides. RefSeq lists its product as uncharacterized. The record is from RefSeq and is a predicted model, not a curated record. Gene Ontology annotation, molecular function: beta-glucosidase activity. Lineage: Eukaryota; Fungi; Ascomycota; Eurotiomycetes; Eurotiales; Aspergillaceae. Gene Ontology annotation, biological process: glucan catabolic process. Bases 1 to 2385 code for a protein of 794 amino acids. The transcript has 9 exons.